Penicillium cosmopolitanum is the source of this 1389-nucleotide messenger RNA. Its product is annotated as glycosyltransferase family 31 protein. Gene Ontology annotation, cellular component: membrane. The transcript has 2 exons. Gene Ontology annotation, molecular function: acetylglucosaminyltransferase activity. NCBI's taxonomy places the organism in Eukaryota, Fungi, Ascomycota, Eurotiomycetes, Eurotiales, Aspergillaceae. The coding region runs from base 1 to 1389 and encodes 462 amino acids. The record is from RefSeq and is a predicted model, not a curated record.
AUGGUAUUCAACCGGGAAGGGGCCAUUCCGGCCUCAUGGGCCUGGAAGAGAAUGCUGCGCUUCGUCGUCAUCUUCCUCGCCGUCGCCGGUUUCGCGACUUUACUCUGGCCCUCCCACAAGCAACACGCCACUCCCAUGCGAACCCAAUCCAACAACAUCACCAUUUCCUCAAAAGUACAAUGCGACCCGGAUGUCGACAUGCUGCAUCGCUUGAAUAUCAAAAAGCUGGCUGACUACACCCGCCGAGAGAUCGUGGUGGACUUCAACCCGAACCCGCUCGCCGUCAAGCAGAAAGUCGACCAACCGCUGUGGGGCACGAAGUUGAUGGGGCCCCCCCUCACCCUCCAAGUGCCCGUUCCCCCCAAAUCGACCGACGCAUCGCACAUUGACUUUGGCGUGGCGACUACUGUUUCCCGAUUGAACGAGUCACUAGAUCAGUUUCAACACUGGGCCGGAUACACUCGAACUCGCAUCUUUGCGCUGAUCGAGCCCGAUGAGACGAAAAAGGGCGUCCAAGAGGUGAAAAUCAAGGCAGAGAACCUAGGGAUCAACCUAUUCAUCACGGAAUCAGCCGAUGACUACCUCCAUCGGUACUUCGCUCUUGUAUCUCUCUUGGAGAAAAACAUGCGCGAACAGACGAAAUGGGCCUGUAUAAUCGAUGACGACACCUUCUUCCUCUCCAUGCCCGCGCUGGUCGAUGCCUUAGCCGAAUAUGACCACACCAAGCCGUACUAUAUCGGCGGUGUCUCGGAAGGUCUUCCCCAGAUUGCCGUCUUUGGAAUAAUCGCGUUUGGAGGCGCUGGCGUCUUCUUGUCGCGACCGCUGUUGAACGAUCUAGCCGUCGUAUACGACGACUGCCAGCAGAUGACUUUCACCGGCGACCGCCGCAUUGCCAACUGCAUCUAUCAGUACACCACCACCCACCUGACCAUCGACCACCGCCUUCACCAGCUGGAUCUUAUGAAGGAUGCCUCGGGAUUCUUCGAGUCAGGCCGCGAGGCGCCUCUGUCCGUGCACCACUGGAAGUCCUGGUUCGAAGCCGACAUGCCCAAGCUGAGCGUGAUCUCCAAUCUUUGUGGGGAAUCGUGUCUGCUGCGCCAGUGGCAUUUCGGUGAUGGUUGGGUCCUGACCAACGGUUUCUCCGUCAUCAAAUAUUCCCUACCUGUAGAGAAUGAGAUCGCCAUGGAAAUGACCUGGGAGCCGCACAACGGCGCUACCGAUGAGUCUUACCUGCACGAACUCGGCCCGCUCCGCCAGAGAGACGAUGGCAAAAUUAGCUUCCAGCUGGUGGAUGCAGUGAGCGAGCCGAACGGUCGCGUGACACAAUGGUACAUUCUGCGUGACAAGGAUGGCGACCAAGUUUUGGAGCUCUCAUGGCGAAAGCGGUGA